GGAUAUUAUGAGGAGGAAAGAAAAACUCGUUUUCUUUAUCUUUUUCAAUGACCCAUCUCAGUGACUAUAGUUUUUUACAAAGAAUCAUUGGGUUGAGUUAUGUCUUUAUUUGGCUUGUGUAUCGCAUCCAGACAACAGGUGGAUUUGGGUGUCUCCAGUUUUCGAAAUUUAAACAGGGAGACCUCAAGAGUUUUGUGACAGCAUGGUUAUUGAUCAUGUUGCCAUUUCAACUCUACUAUGAUAUCAUGUCUUGUAAGAUUAAAUAUCAAGAAGGAUAUGCAGUUCUUGUAGGGCAUAUUCAAACCAAGCCAGAAAUACUCUGGACACAGGCAGACAGAGAUCUUGUCCUACCUACAGAUUACAGUUUAUGUGUUGGAUUCUCGUUACAAAUUGGUACAUUACUUUUAUUGCAAUGCUUUUGGAAAUACUUGGCUAAAUUGGUAGCCAAAGCAAGAUUUAUGAGUAGUAAAGAAUUUAAAUUUUAUAUUAUCAUGACCAUGAUCAAUAUCAUUCUGUUUCCAGUCAUUCAAUACACUUUUUCUCAGCCAGGUCUUUAUGAUGUUACAUUUAAAGAAAUUAUACCUCAACUUGUCUAUGGCAUUGAACUCUGGUGUAUCUCUUUAUUGGGUGGUGUAUCUCAUGUUCGAUUCAAGACGUUAUUAAAAGGACCUUUUGUGACAGACAAGAUAAAGUAUUUUCAGGAACUUAAUCUAUUAUUAUCUAUAGCUUUGUUUAUCUUUUCAACAAGCUUUAUUAUCUUGAGUGGUGAUGGACUGACCACAGCAAAGAAGAUCAAUACCAAUAAAUUUGCUUCUGACUUGAUGAUCUGUAACAUCAAUAUGAUGUGUAUCUUGAUCUGGGUUUUAGUCAUAUUGAUCAUUCAUCCUAAUAAAAUCUAUAAUCGACGAUGAACAUUAUUGACUGGCAUGUUAAAUGAAAUGGAAGAAAUGGAUCUUGGUUCAUUAUUUAACACUUUUAAAUGUUCAAGUGGUGAUAGAUGAGUUGAUUUUGUUCUCCUUGAUGAAAAUAAUCCUCGAAUAC
Messenger RNA from Gilbertella persicaria, 1041 nucleotides. RefSeq lists its product as uncharacterized. The record is from RefSeq and is a predicted model, not a curated record. The transcript has 8 exons. Lineage: Eukaryota; Fungi; Mucoromycota; Mucoromycetes; Mucorales; Choanephoraceae. Bases 48 to 911 code for a protein of 287 amino acids.